AUGGGGAAGAGGUCGCGAGAAGAAGAAGAUGAGGCUGCUGCAAAAGAGCGACCGACAAAGUGCACGCGGUCGUCGACCGAUGACCUCCUCUCCAAGCUGAGCGAUGAGUUAAUCCUCCGAGUCCUCGCCUUUCUACCAGUAUCGCAGCUGGCGGUUUGUCAGAGACUGUCCUCCAAAUAUCACACGCUCGCGGGAGACAGUCAAAUAUGGAAGUCGCACUACUACAACCGCUUCGUCCGCCCUCGUGCUAGUCGAUUACCCGGCCUGAAAGAGCUCGAUGACUCCAGUCACAGUCUUCACUUUGCCUCGAAAGCGUCAAGAUGGCUGGAUGAUGAACAUCUCGUGGAGCGCGGACGGAAGACGAAUUGGAAGAGACAGUACAAGCUUCGCCACAAUUGGACAAAAGGCACAUGUGCGGUGAACGAGAUUCCAGUCGCCGAGGAGGCUGCUGUCCCCCCGUUGCUCGUGCAGAUGCACGAUGGGAUCAUCUAUAUGGCUGAUCAAACGGAUGGCCUACGAGCGUGGACGGCACAAGGCGAGCGCAAACUCAUUGCACAGCGGGCUUUUGAAAAGGACCAUGGACCCCCAACCGCGCUGGCUAUUGAUACUCAGCAACAUCCCGAGCCUACCUCGACCCUACUAGUCGGAUUUCAGGACGGAGCAUUCGCCAUGUACGCGCUGCAGGUCGAUGAGGAGAAGUUUGUUCCUCGGUACGGCCACGAGGCAUCGUCCAAUGGAGUCGUGUCUGCAGUCGCUGUGGCAUACCCAUACGCUGUCACAAUGACGGCAACGCACCUCAUGUCUCUCUAUCGCUUCUCACGACAGGCGGACAAGGCUGAGACAGAGAUGUUGGACCCGCCACGGCUUCUCUACUCGCUAAAAUCGCAUAACGUCUGGCCACCGCUAUCGACGUCUCUACGGAAAUCUGAACGAAACAUUACGAUAUCUAUUGCCUACGCGCUGCCUACAUAUCUCUCAGGUUGGACGGUUGGGAUACAAGAAGUGAAGCUGGACCUCACUGGAAAGCUACUCGACUCACGCCUCGCAUCGGCCAUCGAUCAGCACUAUCGUCCGUUGGCCUUCUCCCUGCCCCCGAUGAUGCAGCAUCUGCCUCUUCCUGUCUCGGGAUCAUUGGCCACGGCGACCAUGAUGGAGAUGAGGCACAUCCAUUCGAAGCCGACGUCCUUGUCAUACACACACCCUUACCUUCUCGUAUCGCACCCCGACAACACGCUGACCCUGUAUUUGGUCACAUCGAACACCGAAUCUCUAUGCAUUAGCGCAGGAAGUCGGCUAUGGGGACACACAUCCUCAGUGUCGGGGGCACACGUCGCAGCGCGAGGGAAAGCGGUAUCGGUCAGCAGACGUGGCGAUGAGCUACGAGUGUGGGAACUGGAAGGCGGGUUUGCAUCUACUGCGGCGAGGAAAAGGCUUGCCUCUGGUGAGCUGAGUGUUCAGAUCCGGGCCGAAAAGCGCGUGAUGCAUGAAGCAGCGCAGGCUGGUCUUGACCUGACGAGCGUCGGUUCUGCAGCGCCGGAUAAAGCGGAUGACGGCACUGAAGAUGGCGCCGCCGAGCUCACGUUAACACGAGGCUGGAUUGGAUUCGAUGACGAGCAAGUCGUGGUGCUGAAGGAGCGGAGUGGAGGCCGACAAGCCCUGGUGGUGUACGACUUCACAUAG
Messenger RNA from Neohortaea acidophila, 1680 nucleotides. RefSeq lists its product as uncharacterized. Gene Ontology annotation, molecular function: protein binding. NCBI's taxonomy places the organism in Eukaryota, Fungi, Ascomycota, Dothideomycetes, Mycosphaerellales, Teratosphaeriaceae. The transcript has 2 exons. The record is from RefSeq and is a predicted model, not a curated record. The coding region runs from base 1 to 1680 and encodes 559 amino acids.